Pieris macdunnoughi is the source of this 249-nucleotide messenger RNA. NCBI's taxonomy places the organism in Eukaryota, Metazoa, Arthropoda, Insecta, Lepidoptera, Pieridae. The record is from the annotation of a GenBank genome assembly.
AUGAUGAUGGACAACGGGGUGAUGAAUAAUCAUUAUGAUGGGGGGUAUACGGAUGGAUACAUGGAACAGGAGGAGGAGUGGGAGCGCGAGGGUCUUUUAGACCCGGCAUGGGAGAAACAACAGAAAAAGAUCGCGGCCGUGGACACUAUUAAAAGAUUUCUUGAAGCUUUUCGUGCGAGCGAGAUAGAUGCACACUGUCACGCCACAAGCGGGAGCGGGUCGGAGCGAGAGGAAUCGAAUUUCCGUUAG